UGAAAAGCCAACCAGAUGGCGGGCUCGACAGAGGAGGUUCAAGUGGGUGAUGAACAAGAGAAAGCCAUUCUUCAGGUCCUUAAAUCUGAUAGGAAAAGCCAGCGCCCGGCACCAACAAGGCAGGAGAUGGAUGCUUUGGAACCAUUGAGCAAGACCCACCACGGCCCUCCGAUCAAGUAGCCUACAUAGACACACUGUCUGGGGAAGAUUACGUCAGCCAUAACUCACACCUGGGCUCCAUCUUCUCCAUUGCACUGUUGCGGCUCCAGCCAGAAGGCGACACAGGCCUGACACAGGACAUGGAGGGGGCCACCCUCCAGUGUUGUAUCCCAGCCGCUAUUGCCCCUUCAGAGAGGGCAUUCACAUGGUGACAAUAGUGUGACCUGCCACAGAUCUGCUUUGAAGCCAGUAUACGUUUGCAGACUUGUUUUAUGGCUAACAACCUAGAUGGUAGUUGUUAGCAAGGAGGCUGGCUAAGUAAACCGGUAACAGUAUUUGUCUUUUUGUACAGAUAGAGUUGAACCGUUGUACUUUGAACAUGCACUGUUGUAUUUUGAGUUAAAGCAAGGCCAACCAAGUAAAGAGAUAAGACUCUGGAAACGAAACCUAAACUCAACCAAGUCUGCGGAGAGACGACCUUCGUCGAAUGAGUCCCUAUAGCGAGAUCUCCAUACUCUCCAGGAGUGAGGCGCGCCUCCAGGGCACCACCAGCCCGAGACGCCAAGUUGGUGGUCGUGGGGUCGACAUGCUGCUGCCGGACAAUCGGACGGAGGUUUGGACCGACAUAUUGGGCUUCAACAGGACGGGUCUCGGUGCCGAGGAGGACCCGGGAGGUCCAGAGGCUGUAGCAGUUCCUGUGAUCUUCGGAGUUAUAUUUGUGCUUGGUGUUGUUGGGAACAGCUUGGUUAUGUUUGUCAUCGGCAAGAAUAAGUCCGGAAAGCGCUCUGGGAGCACCACCAACAUCUUCAUCCUGAACCUCAGCAUAGCAGACCUGUCCUUUCUGCUUCUUUGCGUCCCGUUUCACGCAACUAUUUACUCUCUGCCUGAGUGGAUAUUCGGAGCGUUCCUAUGCACAUUUGGACACUAUUUUGUCAUGGUUAGUAUGCUGGUGAGCAUUUUUACACUUGUGGCCAUGUCGGUGGACAGAUACAUCGCCGUGGUGCACUCCAAAAAGGCUCCGUGCAUUCGCAACCGGAGAAAUGCCCUGAUCGGAGUUGGUCUCAUUUGGGGAUUGUCCUUCAUCUUCGCCAUCCCAGUGGCACAGCACCAGAUCUUGACCAACCACCCCAACGCCCCUAACAGCACGUUUUGUUGGGAGAAGUGGAUCGGUGCAUCAAAACAAACAUAUAAAGUCACUAUUUUUGCGUUUGGUUAUCUGCUGCCUUUGGGGCUGAUCAUAUGCUGCUAUACAAAGGUAUUGUUUCAUCUACAUAAGAAGCUUAAGAAUAUGUCAAAAAAGUCUCAACGUUCAAAAAGAAAGACCGCCCAGACUGUACUGCUGGUGGUCACCGCCUUCACCAUCUGCUGGAUGCCCUACCACGUCAUCACAAUGUGGGUGGAGUUUGGCACCUUCCCCCUGACGGACGCCUCCUUCGUCUUCCGCAUCGCGGCCCACUGCCUCUCCUACGGGAACUCCUGCAUCAACCCCGUACUCUACGCCUUCUUGUCUGAAAACUUCCGCAAGGCAUGCCGCCAGGUUUUCAACUGCCAAUGCCUUCGUCCACCACCCCCUGUUGAGAAGGUGAAGCGCAGCCGCAUGGACACCUUCUCAACCACCCAUUCCGGCGCCAACAUAUGACUAGAGAGAGCAAUUUUCGGUUGGUGAAUUGUCCUUUCCGUGACACCUGGAAGCAGAAAGAAAUAAACCAGAAACAAAGGGGCGGCAUGUGGCUCAGGAGGUAGAGCGGGCUGGCUGGUAAAGGGAAGGUUGUUAGUUCGAUCCCCGAGUGUCGGGGUGUCCCUGAGCAAGACGCCUCACCUCAAACUGCUCCCGACGAGCUGGCUGUCGCCUUGCAUCGUUGACACUAACAUGACUUAGGGAAUAUUGUGCGCUUUGUGUGGCCACUGUUUUAAAAAAAAAUGCUGUAUGAAUGCAGUCCAAAAAAUAAAGAAACACUGAAAAGGAAAACGUUGGCUCAGAUUAAAAUGAUACAAGGGUGCUGUGGCUAACUCUCAGUGCAGGGACAGAACUCUGAUACAAACAGAUCUGAUUGUUCAGCCUAUAGUGAAGCAAACACAAAGUACACUGACACAAAAGGGACUGCACAUUAUGUUUUAUAACUUUAAUAGGGGUUCAGCGUGAACAUUUAUGUGACAAAUGUGAAAAUCCAAAGGAAAGAACCUCAAUGGCUGAACUUGUGUAUUAGUGUUGAGAGACCUUCUUAAGAGAACGGAACAACGUUCAGCCCCAGUCUGCAUAGGCUGCUCAUGCUCCAUUCAUUAACAUCCACUAAACCGUGAGACCUGUUGCAAUGAGACAAACAAGGAAGAAGACCGGGACCCUAAACAGAAGAAGGCUAAGGCAAUUCAAUAGUGGAAGAGGAAAGAUAUUGGUGAGAAGUUAACUGUGCUCAUGCCUUAAGCUAUAUAUUGUAUAUAUUCUAUGUAGUGUGACGGAAGCAGGUACAAUAUGUUGUAAAUAUUGUUUUUUGAAAUACCGCUCAAGUAAGAAAACCUGGUGAAGUUUGUGCUGUUUUUUUCUCCCACUUGAAUUUAAUCAAACACGUACCUCCCUUUAUUUUACUCCUCCCUUACUUACCACCUUACCGUGUACACAACCCACAGAGAUCAAAAUAUGUAUUUGUCUCUUCUUGUUAACUCCAGAGAUCUUCCCCCAAGGUAUUGUGGUGGGGUGGGGUUUCAGUGUAGUGCAACAUCUAAGCCUCUUAAAGUGUUAAUCCACUAUCAACCCCACAACCAGAUGGCCAAACCUCGCCAUGUGUUUCAGUGUGUGUGUGUGUAUGUGUGUGUGUGUGUGUGUGUGUGUGUGUGUGUGUGUGUGUGUGUGUGUGUGUGUGUGUG
Messenger RNA from Gadus macrocephalus (Pacific cod), 3021 nucleotides. It is a transcript of the gene galr1b, whose product is annotated as galanin receptor 1b. The transcript has 4 exons. The coding region runs from base 647 to 1798 and encodes 383 amino acids. Gene Ontology annotation, molecular function: G protein-coupled receptor activity. Lineage: Eukaryota; Metazoa; Chordata; Actinopteri; Gadiformes; Gadidae. The record is from RefSeq and is a predicted model, not a curated record. Gene Ontology annotation, cellular component: membrane. Gene Ontology annotation, biological process: G protein-coupled receptor signaling pathway.